AUGUCGUCCCCGGAAGAACAAAGCACCGCGAAUUCCCGGCGGAUACGAAGCCGCAUUGCGCAACAAGCAUAUCGGAAACGACACAAAGAGAAAUUCGAUUCCUCGCAAAAGCGAGCACAAGAUUUACAAGUUGCAGCCCAGCGCGCUUGCACAGUGUUCACGGACUUAACAAGUGCCCUCAUCCGGUCCGGGGUAAUUCCAAAAGACACAAACCUUAGCACAGAAGUCUUAAACGCGAUAAAAGAAUUUCGUCAUGUAGCGAAAGUUGUGGACGGGGAGAAUCGACAGUCUGGACCAGGGGAUGUGGAUCAACCGCCAGAAGAUCUCGACAAUCCAAACGCGAGGGAAGCAAUGCCAUCUGACGAUCACAUGGAUUCAGCAAUGACGGAUGUUAUACAACUCGACCAAGACCAAGAAAAGGGCAAAAAUAUUAUUCACAUUGGAAGCGAGUCUACUUCCACCCAUCACCAACUCGACCAAAAUGCUUACCCACAAGGGCUACAACCACCCAGCGACCGGAUCUUGAUUUCGCCAUCCUAUUUUGCUCUGGAGUUUGCAAUCAAAGGAGAACCUUCUUCUAUUGGAUCGCGUCUUCUUCGUACGACACUGUCGUCUGGAUAUGAAGCUUUAAGAGGGAACUUUGGGUACACUACGGACCUAGGCUUUCGAAUAUUUGGACUCACGUUAUCUUUUCGAAAUCGGGACGAUAUUCUCUCGGAAUUCCAAUGGUGGCUUGGUCCGGGCCAGCUUCUGGCUUCCCGCUUAAAGCAAGCAAGGAACUAUCCCGGCAUUCCAACGAGUGAAACUUAUCUCAGUGUAGAGGAUGUGGUUGUGUUGCUUCAUGACGUUGGAAUAGUCAACUCGCAAGACGACAUCCUCGAGUUUUCCAACUCGUCAAGAUUUCUUCAUAGCCCAAGAGCCAAUGAUGGAUUCAAUCCUUUGACGGAACAUGAGUCUGGCCAGUUCAACACAGACGUGUCCAUAUCACAGAGUUAUUCGACAUCACGCUCGGAGUCAGCAUGGCGUAGAGUGCCGGCCUUGCAGGCAUUCAACUUUAAUUCUCUGAUGAGCAACUUAUCGAAUGAAGAGGACCAUAAAAAAGAGACUCACACACAAGCUUUCCCCAUCACCCAAGAAAACAGACGAAGAGGCAUCCCAAUGUCCAUCCUCCUUCAGAGCCUAGCUAAUAUAUCAGUCUGCUUAUCAAUUGGCCCCGGAUAUCCUCAACAAGCAGUAAAAUCGCUGCUAUACGCAGCCAUAUCCGGGAUUCCUAUGCAAUAA
Molecule: messenger RNA, 1281 nt
Organism: Trichoderma aggressivum f. europaeum
Lineage: Eukaryota; Fungi; Ascomycota; Sordariomycetes; Hypocreales; Hypocreaceae
Exons: 2
Coding region: 1-1281 (426 amino acids)
Source: RefSeq, a predicted model, not a curated record